AUGGCGACCCAGCGAAGCAGCGAUUGUACUCUUCUUGGAAAUGAAGAUUCUUCCAAAGUGCUGCUUCUCUUACUAAAAGUCCUGAUCCAGAUCCAUAAUCCUGUAUCUAUCCAUUAUCUAAUGGCGAAAACUCUUGCAUUCUUCUUCUGGGUUUUUGUUACACUCUGCAACCCAGUUCUUUCCCAAUUCGAUAACUUCAUCUAUAGUGGUUUCCGUGGUAACCUUAGCUUGAAUGGAGUUGCUGAGAUCGAGCGGAACGGGGUUCUUCGAUUGACCAACGACAUCACUCGUUUGAUUGGUCAUGCUUUCUACCCUUCUGCCCUCCAGUUCAAGAACUCCACCGACGGAACAGCUUUCUCCUUCUCUUCCUCUUUUGCCUUCGCCAUCGUUCCUGAAUACCCCAAGCUCGGUGGCCAUGGCCUCGCUUUCACCAUCUCUACCACCAAAGACCUCCCAGGGGCGCUCCCCAGUCAGUAUCUCGGCCUUCUCAAUGCCAGCGACAUGGGUAACGUCACCAACCAUCUCUUCGCCGUCGAAUUCGACACGGUUCAAGACUUCGAGUUCGAAGACAUCAACGAUAACCAUGUUGGGAUCGACAUCAACAGCCUCACCUCCAACUCCUCUGCUAACGCCACCUAUUUUAGCGACAAAGAUUCCACAAACCAGAGCCUUAAUCUCAAGAGUGGCAACAUGAUUGUGGCCUGGGUUGAUUAUGAUUCUGUAAGUCGUCUUCUCAACGUAACUAUUUCCCCCACUUCUUCAAAACCCAGCCGACCGCUCAUCUCUUUCUCCAUAGAUCUCUCUCCAAACCUCGAUACCUCCAUGUAUGUGGGCUUCUCUUCCUCGACGGGUCUGCUCGCGAGCUCCCAUUACUUAUUUGGAUGGAGCUUCAAGAUGAACGGAGCGGCUCAAAACCUGGACAUUUCUUCUCUCCCAUCACUCCCCGGACCCAAGAAGAAACACACAGCCCUAACAAUCGGUGUCUCUGUAGGAGCAGCUGUACUCAUGAUUGGCGCGAUCUGCGUUUCUAUUUACCUCAUCUGGAAAAUCAGGUACACCGAUGUAAUCGAGGAAUGGGAGCUCCAUGUUGGCCCGAAUCGGUUCUCUUACCAAGAACUCAAGAUUGCAACCAGAGGAUUUAAAGAAAAGGAAUUACUAGGGUUUGGUGGAUUCGGUCGCGUGUACAGAGGAACACUCCCCAAAUCGAAAACCCUAGUCGCGGUUAAGCGAAUUUCACACGAAUCGAAGCAGGGUCUUCGGGAAUUCGCGUCUGAGAUCUCAAGCAUGGGUCGAUUGCGUCAUAGGAAUCUGGUUCAGUUACAGGGAUGGUGUCGCAGGCGAGGCGAUCUUCUCCUGGUAUACGACUACAUGCCCAACGGAAGCUUGGACAAAUACCUCUUCGACCAGCCGAAAUCGACGCUGAGCUGGGAACAGAGGUUCAAGAUCAUCAAAGGCGUAGCUUCUGGUUUGUUAUACCUGCACGAGGAAUGGGAACAGGUGGUGAUACACAGGGAUGUCAAGGCCAGUAACGUGUUAUUGGACGGAGAAAUGAACGGCCGACUUGGCGAUUUCGGUCUCGCUCGAUUGUACGAGCACGGAUCGAACCCGAGCACAACCCGAGUGGUAGGGACUCUAGGGUAUCUAGCACCGGAGCUGACGAGAACGGGGAAGGCGACGACGAGCUCCGACGUGUUCGCCUUCGGGGCGGUGCUGCUGGAGGUGGUGUGUGGCCGGAGACCCAUUGAGGCCAAGGCGUUGCCGGAGGAGCUGAUACUGGUUGAUUGGGUGUGGGAUAGGUGGAGAGAAGGGUGUAUACUGGAGGUGGUAGACCCAAAGCUUAAGGGAGACUACGACGAGAUUGAGGCGGUGUUGGUGUUGAAGCUGGGGCUCAUGUGUUCCAACUGUACACCCACGGCGCGUCCUAGCAUGAGGCAGGUGUUGAGUUACUUGCAAUGGGAGGCAAGGGUACCGGAAAUCUUGAGGGCGCCGGGGGAAUACGAAGGCCCGGAGAAGAGGGAGGAGAUUGGUUUCGACGAUUUCUUACAUUCUUACCCUUCUUCAUCUUUUGAAAAGGUGAGUUCUUACUUGUUUACGCCGGCGGCGUAUGGAGAAGUCGGAGAACUAUCGAUGACCCAGACCCAUGAUGGCCCAAUGACCCAGGUUGAUUCUAUGGCUGAGAAACGGUGA
Messenger RNA from Telopea speciosissima, 2187 nucleotides. RefSeq names its product L-type lectin-domain containing receptor kinase S.4. Gene Ontology annotation, cellular component: plasma membrane. The record is from RefSeq and is a predicted model, not a curated record. Lineage: Eukaryota; Viridiplantae; Streptophyta; Magnoliopsida; Proteales; Proteaceae. The transcript is spliced from 2 exons. Gene Ontology annotation, biological process: protein phosphorylation. Bases 1 to 2187 code for a protein of 728 amino acids. Gene Ontology annotation, molecular function: ATP binding; protein kinase activity; carbohydrate binding.